This is a messenger RNA of Cyclocybe aegerita, 678 nucleotides long. NCBI's taxonomy places the organism in Eukaryota, Fungi, Basidiomycota, Agaricomycetes, Agaricales, Hemipholiotaceae. The record is from the annotation of a GenBank genome assembly.
AUGCCCUUGUCCCAGAAACUCGCGUCAAAUGUUCGAUCCUGGUCUCUCGCACCACAACGCAGGCAAAUUGCAAGAUUCUCGGGACGAGCAACGCAUGCUGUAGCAGCCGAAGCAAGUUCACCUUCUCAGUCGACAAGCUCUGCUGCCCAAAAUCCAUUUCCAUAUCCGACCCAUCGCAACCCUUCUCCACAUCAAAUAUUUCACCUGCCCCGCAAUGCCACGGAUGCCGAUAUUAAAGUUCGCUACUAUGAUCUCGUCCGACUGUAUCAUCCAGACAAACCAUGUGGGGUUUCGCCUGAGAUCGCCCACGAGAGGUUUCAAGCCAUAUCGGCUGCCUAUGACGUGCUAAGAGGCAAGAAGCUAGAUGACACACUUGCGGGAGAAUCGGGUUCAACAGAUACACGAUAUCAGACAACAGCGGCGUAUCGAGCAAUGAGAAGAAAGCGUCAGGAGCUUUAUGACAGUGGUGCAGUAGAUGACAGUAGGAAGGACAAAAUUAUUCUUUUUGGAGUCUUUGCGACUAUCUUGAUUGUGAUAGUGAAUACUGCGACAACACGACGAGAAGCUCUUGCGGAAGCUGUGGCACGAAGCCGGCACAUCGCAGCCUCCCAAACUCAUUCUCGACGUGCGCGGCAUGACGGACAGUUAUCUGCGGAUGCGGGAUCCGACAACGUGUAG